AUGCAGAUCGGUGGUUGUGACCUGGCGCUCCUGAGGCAUGGCGUCCCCGGUGGAAAGUUUGAAGAUUGCAAGUCGACCUGCGUGGUGGACCCAGAGGACCCAAGAGGCCGGGCGCGGUGGUCCUGGUCGGCCACCGAAGUGCAUGCCCCAACGAGGGAGCUCGCUGCGCAAAUCGCCGGCGAGGCAUCCUGGUUGGUGGCUGGGACCUCCAUCAACGUCGCUGCCAUCUACGGUGGAGUGCCGUACCGAGAUACCCGCGACGCGCUGUCGCAGGGUGCCGACCUUCUUGUCGCCACGCCGGGUCGCUUGGAGGAUGCAUGUGUUCGAGGCGAUCUGCUCCUCCGAGAUGUGCGAGCCGCGGUGCUGGACGAGGCGGACCGGAUGCUGGACCUGGGCUUCGAGGACCAGAUCCGUAUCCUGCUCACCAGGCGCAUGCCUCGAACGGGGAGCGGGCGACAGACGGCGAUGUUCAGCGCCACCUUCGGGAUCGGAGUGCAGCACCUCGCAGCGGACUUCUUGGAUGCCUACACCUUUGUGGCCGUAGGCCGUGUGGGGGGUGCCGCUCAGACGGUGGAGCAGCGGGUGAUUUGGGUGGAGGACGCUCGCAAGGCCCAGGCGCUCUUGGGCACGCUCCUCGCUUUGGAGAGCGCGAAGGGGACGUCGCCCUGUAGCGUUCUGGUCUUCGCAAACACCAAGGAUGCGGUGCGGCUUAUUGAAGAGAAGGUCCGCACUUGGAGAUUCCGGGUCUUCUCGAUUCAUGGAGACAAGAAGCAGGAUGCUCGAGAGAAGGCGCUGCAACUCUUCCGCCACCAUGCGGAGGGCCGCAGCUCUGGCUCCAGGGAUUCGGACGCGGCCGUGCUGGUGGCCACAGACGUCGCAGCUCGCGGGUUGGACAUCCCAGACAUCACCUGCGUGGUGCACUACGACCUGCCAAGAAGGAUCGACGACUUCGUGCAUCGAUCCGGCCGGACGGGCCGCCUGGGGAGGAACGGUCUCUCCAUCGCUUUCGCCAAUGCUCGGGCAAAGGGACUGAGCAAGGAGCUGGUGAAGUGCCUGGCAGAAGCGGGUGCAAAGAUUCCACCCUGGCUGCUGGGCAUGGCCAUUUCCACCGGCGAAGACCUUGAGGUCUUGGAGGCUCUGGGCCAGAAGUCUUCUGGAGGCUACGGAGCACAAGAUGUCCGCUUGCAGGGUGCAGGCGUUCAGACGGCUGCCGAACGCCGUGAAGCGCAGAAGCUGCGAAGCUUCGCAGAGGACGCAUACAGCGCUGCGAUGCCGGACGGCUCCGAAGCACCCGCUUGA
Messenger RNA from Symbiodinium necroappetens, 1299 nucleotides. The record is from the annotation of a GenBank genome assembly. NCBI's taxonomy places the organism in Eukaryota, Dinophyceae, Suessiales, Symbiodiniaceae.